Molecule: messenger RNA, 2466 nt
Organism: Saccostrea echinata
Lineage: Eukaryota; Metazoa; Mollusca; Bivalvia; Ostreida; Ostreidae
Product: solute carrier family 23 member 2-like
Exons: 12
Coding region: 16-1899 (627 amino acids)
Biological process (GO): transmembrane transport
Cellular component (GO): membrane
Molecular function (GO): transmembrane transporter activity
Source: RefSeq, a predicted model, not a curated record
UUUUUACGGCUUUGAAUGGGAUCUCGAACAAAACAAACACGCGGAUUCAUUUCAACACAGUUGCAAAGGGGGAAAAUGGAGGAAGAGGAAGGACAGGGAGACAGACGAGUAACGAGGAGUAAUGGGGAUCGAGAGGAGCGGAUCGUUUAUAGUGUGGAGGACACUCCCCCUCCCCUUCUCACUUUCGUAUUUGCAUUGCAGCAAGCUAUUCUGGCUUUAGGAAGCACACUGUCUAUUCCCUUCAUUUUAACCAUACAACUUUGUGCCAGCACAAACUCUGACGCUCGCGCCCAGCUCCUGUGUAUUUCCAUGUUUAUGUGUGGCGUGGCGACCCUUCUACAAACAACGUUCGGUGUCAGACUAGGGAUCAUACAGGGUGGAUCCCACAAUUUUAUCGCCCCAAUUAUAGCUAUGAUGGCGCUAGACAAAUGGAAGUGCACAGAGCAAGAGCUAAAUGUUGACGAAUUGAAUUACAAUUCCACAAUCAUCGACAGAGACGAGAUUUGGCAGAAAAGAAUGCGCGAGAUUCAAGGCAAUUUGAUGUUGGCCUCUGUUAUUCAGCUUGUCUUGGGAUGUACCGGCCUGAUGGGGUUUUUCCUUAAGUUCAUUGGCCCCCUCACCAUAGCUCCUACUAUUUCUUUGAUAGGCCUUUCUCUAACAGGUGUAGCAGCCGAUAUCAACAAGUACCACUGGGGAAUAGCCAUGCUAACGUUGGUGCUGAUUGCAGUAUUCAGUUUAUACCUGGGCCGCCUCAAAAUUCCUUUACCAAGUUUUUCAAAAGCCAAAAAAUGUCACAUUACAAGAUACCCAAUCUUCCAGCUUAUGCCAGUGAUUCUCAGUGUUGCCAUCUGUUGGCUGCUUAGUUAUAUUCUUACAGUCACGGACGUCCUUCCUCCAAAAAUUGUCAUCCAAAACAAAUCCAGCACCAAUCUCGCGCGUACAGACGCCAGGCUAGACGUACUCAAUACCAUGCCGUGGUUCUAUUUCCCAUAUCCAUUUCAGUUUGGCAUACCCACGGCUUCGGUGGCAGGAUUCGCAGGAAUGCUUGCCGCCACUAUAUCAUCUGUUAUCGAGUCCGUGGGAGAUUAUUUUGCUGCCGCUCGGCUGUCAAAUGCCGAGGCACCACCACCUCAUGCAGUAAACCGUGGAAUAGCCACUGAAGGCUUUGCUAGCAUCAUUUCCGGUAUGGUUGGAGCAGGGCAUCCCACCACUUCAUACAGUGGAAAUAUUGGAGCCAUUGGAAUAACAAAGGUUGCCAGUAGGCGUGUUUUUCAAGUGGCUGGGAUUAUCCUUCUCCUGAGUGGCAUUAUCGGUAAAUUUGGUGCGGUACUGACAUUGAUCCCAGAUCCCAUUAUAGGUGGGACUCUGACGGUAGUGUUUGGGAUGGUGGGAGCAGUUGGGAUUUCCGUGCUUCAGUUUAUGGACAUGUCAUCUACCAGAAAUCUGACAAUUCUAGCUUUGUCGAUGAUACUGGGUCUGAUGAUCCCGCAGUGGUUACUUCAAAACCCAAAUUCUAUUAAUACUGGAAGUGACGAUCUUGACCAGGUUCUGAAGGUCUUGCUUACUACCGCCAUGUUUGUUGGUGGAGUCAUCGGCUUUAUUCUGGACAAUACUGUACCAGGGUCGAAAGAAGAACGUGGGCUAAUAAAAUGGCGGGAGACUUUAGACUUAAGUCUGGAGAGAAGAAAACCAGUUCAAUAUAACAUGCCUCUAGUUACAAAGUUAUUGAAACGAUUGAAAUGUUGUGCAUAUUUUCCAAUAUCCCCAACAUUUACAAAAAGUCCACUAAACUGUUGUAAGAAAAGUAGGACUCAAAAGAAAUAUGAACCUGACAUAGUCCUCACUGACACCAAACCAGUACAACAAAAUGGCAGCAGUGACUUCUCUGAGAAACUGUAGUAAUGAAAAGACACUGGUCAUGUCUUCAUCAAAAUCAGCGAUGGCUUCAAUCAGCUUAGAUAUGUCCGAGGGAACCAGUAAUGAGGUCAUGUACCGUACAUGAAACCGUGCAUCAUAUUCUGUUUCAUAAGGUGAAUCUGUAUAUGAGCAACAUGAACUACAUUGUACUCAAUUAUAUUAAAGACUAUAAAUAUUUUUUUAUUAUUCUUUGAUAUUAAUUAUUCAGCCUUGGUUUGAUUGAAUUCAGAAUAUCUUCACUAUAACUCUUCUACCUCCUCUGUCAACAAAUUCCAUUUCAGAAUCCUACAAACAUUUCAAAGAGUUAUGGCGAAGUCAAAACAUUAUAUGUAAAAGAAUAAUGUUCUAUUUUUAUUUAAGAUAUCCGUUACAAAGAGUGUAACUUUAGUAUGUGAAUUCUCCAUACCUUGUGUUAUACACGAGUAUGGAACAUAAGAGGUACUCGGUGACAGAUUUGUGAUAUAUGCAUACUGUACCCAACCCAAUUUGACGAUUUUUAGAAUUUUAUCAAAAAUAUUUGUAAUCUCUAAAUAAAGAGUCACAAAGUAA